Messenger RNA from Prunus armeniaca (apricot), 1056 nucleotides. The record is from the annotation of a GenBank genome assembly. Lineage: Eukaryota; Viridiplantae; Streptophyta; Magnoliopsida; Rosales; Rosaceae.
AUGAGGCAACAUGCAGCUUUUAAUGGGAAACCUGAAUAUAGCACACAUCCCGAGCCAUUAACCGGAGAAGAAGUGCUGCAUAUGGUUGAAGAUGGUGACAGAAAAUACCUUCCUGUGAGGCAUGUCCUAGAUGUUAUGCACAUUGAGAAGAAUGUUUGCGAUAGUAUCAUUGGUACAUUGCUGGAGAUCCCUGGAAAAAAUAAAGAUGAGAUUGCUGCUCGAUUAAAUUUAUUGAACAUGGGGGUCAAAACUGAUUUGCAACCCGAGUAUGGAGAAAGACGUACUCGUUUGCCUCCCGGGCCUUGGAAUUUGUCAAGAGCAGAGAAGAGAGAGGUUUGCAAUUCUUUCUAUGGUAUGAAGAUCCCUGAAGAUUCAAGACUUCUUGGCCUUAAAUCACAUGAUUGUCAUACCUUAAUGCAACAAUUGCUCCUUGUGGCAAUUCGUUCUGUUUUGGAGAAGCCUGCAAGAUGGAUGUAUCCGUUUGAAAGAUAUAUGAAAGUGCUAAAGGGGUAUGUUCAGAAUCGUACUCGUCCCGAAGGUUGCAUUGUUGAGCGGUAUAUAGCUGAAGAAGUUGUAGAGUUUUGUACCGAGCAUUUAUUUGAUGUUAGUACAGUUGGAGUGCCUUCAAGCCAAAAGAUGGGAGUUUCAAAGCCAUUAUUAGGUUGCACAGUGAGUGUAGUUGAUCGGGACCUGUUGAACCAAACACAUCUAUAUGUCUUGGAGAAUACGGAGGAAGUCCUACCUUAUAUCGAAAAGAGAACAAAGUGGAUGCAAGAUAAGCACAAUAGCACUUUCAUUCAAUGGCUACGCUUAAAGGUUCAAAGUGAACUUAAUGAGGAAGACAAUCAUGGCGUAUCAGAAAAUUUAAGGUGGCUAGCAGCUGGUCCAAACAUGGUAGUGCCAUCAUAUAGGAGCUAUCUUAUUAAAGGUGGUGUGAGAAUUGAGUGUGAGCCAUUUACUAGAGGGAUACCAAAUGUUGACACAUUUGAUGAACUGGUGGGUGAGUUUGGGAGUCAAAAUAUUCGAGAUGGGUGUGAAGAUAUAUGGAUUGAAUGA